AGUCUCUGCACUGACCAGGGAUCAGAUUUCAGGUUGUUUGCUGAAUGUUUCCAUAGUAACCAGUUAGACUUAGUUGUUAAGUUAGACACUGUGUUUAUGUGCACUGGUGAAAGCGUUCAGUCAACCCAGCAUCUCAAAAUGGUAGAAGAGAAACAGCAUUUUUCUGUGAGCAGCGGUGGUAAAUGGUUUGCUCAUUCAGAUGUUUCUGAAAGCGAAGCAAUGGGAAGAGAAACUUGUACAACCACUGGACUCAUGCUGAGUCAGCUCGGGACAUCACCUCAGGGCUUGAGCUUGGAGCGGUUUCCUAAAUGGAAAACUCAUCAGAAAUCUAGAGAGUUUCCACACUCUCGCCAUGACAACAAGCAUGCUUUAAAGGACGACAUCACAAUCUUCUCUGAUGGUGUGGGACUGAGGAAAUGUCCUGAUAAUCUCAGACAGCAUAAUUCCCAUUUCUGCCUCCGUGACAGUGGAGCUGAGACCCAGGUCAGCCACAGUAUCUACAAAACAGACUUCACGUCAACGGAGGUCAGCGAUGUUCCAGAGAGAAGUAGGCGGUUCCCUCGAAAUCACAAACAGAAGUCAGCAGAGGCAGCAAAAGCUCAGGCAGGAGAGCAGUUCAUGUGGUUCGAACAACACAACGUGCACUGUCCAGACUCUCUGUAAAUGCUGGCAUCUGCCAGAAGAUCAGCACCUUCAAAGAUCAGAAAUAUUUGAAUGGACAGGGAAAAAAAACCAGAAUAAAAUAGAACAGCUUAUCUUAUUUGAUGAUUCUGGAGCUUGAGCUGGUUGGACCUUAACGUGUCAUGUAAGCAAAGCUUGCAAAAUUUCCAUCUUAAAAUGUGCAUGAAACAUUUAGAAGAUUUUGAUUGUUAAGCUCUAUCUUUACAUGUUGUUUUAAAAUUUUCAUUUUACAGCAGGCUUGAAAACAUUCUGAAAGGUUCUCGUGCUUACAAAUAGAAAACAUUCCAAUAAAAUCUGAUUAAA
Nothobranchius furzeri (turquoise killifish) is the source of this 984-nucleotide messenger RNA. RefSeq names its product testis expressed 36 (gene tex36). Lineage: Eukaryota; Metazoa; Chordata; Actinopteri; Cyprinodontiformes; Nothobranchiidae. The record is from RefSeq and is a predicted model, not a curated record.